GAGGCCACGCCUCCUCCUCCCCGGAGCCCCCCAUGGAGCCCGCCCUAGGGCGCCCCCUAGCGCUCGGCCUCUCCCAGGGUGAAGCCCAUCCCGAAGAAGGAGAAGGAAGUUGCAUUCCUUGUUUGAAAACCUCACCUCCAUCAACACAAUCUUCUGAAACUACAGUGUUUGAAACGAAAAAGAAUGAAUUUCCAGAGGAAAUCCAGCUGCUUAAAUCUAUCUCACAAGAUGGAAAAGAUGAAGAAUGGACUUUUUAUCCAAGAUUUGGACUUCACACUUACCGAUUUGGCAAACGAUGCUUCUUUGAUGGUGUCUUCCUCAGGAACAAAACAUCUUCAUCUGAAAACACGUUAGCAAAAUGCUUUGGGAGAAAAAAAUAUGAUAUUGAUCUCAGAAAUGGAAUUCCAGAAAAAAACCCAUGUGACAAACCAUACAUUCUUCCAGAACAAAGUACAGACUUUCACAAGUUAGGCUCAACUCGUCCUUUGGUGAAUUUUGCAGUGGACCCAUAUAAAAGAAAAGCAGAUACAUUCAUUCCUCUCCAGCCCUUACCACGAGUUCCUCGUAUGCCUUUUGCAAUGAAGGAGAAGCAAAAAGAACUGAUGAAGGAGAUAAAAGAGGUGCAAGAACUCGAUGAAUGGAAGCAAGCGGUUCCUUUGAUCCAAACUCUGUUUACCCCUGGUGGGCUACAAAAACAGAAAAAGUUUAAUGCUCAUUGAAGCAGUGGGGAAAACCCAAAGAACCAUCGGAAUGAACACAAAAGGAAUAAUGGCAAAGAAAUGUUAGCUGUAGCCAACUUGACUAAGGGAAGCACAAGUAGAAUGCGCCUAAGCAAAUCCAAAGUUUCUCUUCAAAUCUAUAUCUUCCAUGCUGAAUUAUAGUAUUUGUUUGCACUCACUGCUAGGAAUAACUGAAUACAAGCCUAAAUUUCUGCACCCUCACCAACUUUUCUAUAGCAUUAUCAAGCUAUUAAAAGCCUCCCCCCUUCAAAAUGUAGUCAGUUCAAAACAGCCAAGUAUAAUUCUGUGAACAACUUUGUUCAGUACCUGCUACUUUCUUGAACUGAACACUUGGCAGGCCAUUAAAGAUUUUAAAGGAAA
Messenger RNA from Ornithorhynchus anatinus (platypus), 1100 nucleotides. It is a transcript of the gene SPATS1, whose product is annotated as spermatogenesis associated serine rich 1. The coding region runs from base 33 to 719 and encodes 228 amino acids. The record is from RefSeq and is a predicted model, not a curated record. The transcript has 6 exons. NCBI's taxonomy places the organism in Eukaryota, Metazoa, Chordata, Mammalia, Monotremata, Ornithorhynchidae.